Messenger RNA from Fonsecaea erecta, 1074 nucleotides. RefSeq lists its product as hypothetical. Gene Ontology annotation, molecular function: D-amino-acid oxidase activity; FAD binding. NCBI's taxonomy places the organism in Eukaryota, Fungi, Ascomycota, Eurotiomycetes, Chaetothyriales, Herpotrichiellaceae. The transcript has a single exon. The record is from RefSeq and is a predicted model, not a curated record. The coding region runs from base 1 to 1074 and encodes 357 amino acids.
AUGCCACACCACGGCGCCACUAAUAUCCUUGUUAUCGGUGCCGGCGUGACCGGCCUGAGCACAGCAACUCUCCUCCAAAGGCACUUCUCAAGUGCCAAAAUUACCAUCAUUGCCGCCGAAACGCCCACGACACCAUGCCCAUCGGUAGACUACGCCUCCAUGUGGGCAGGUGCCCACUACCGUCCAAUCCAUCCACUCUCCACCGAACAACUCAAAGCGGAAUACAAAAUGGGAGUUCGGACGAGGGAGGUUAUGAUGGGUAUCGCCCGGGACUUUCCAGAUUCGGGGGUAGAAGCCAUGCCUGGGGUCGAAUACCUUGAGGAUCCCCCCUCGGAGAUUUUGAAUAUCAGGACCGGUGACGAGUAUGCGGGUCCAAAUGAUGAGUUCCGCGUCCUGCCGCAGAAUGAGCUGCCGGACGGAGCCAAAUGGGGAUGUGAGUACCAAAGUUAUUGCGUCAAUAUUGUGGAAUACUGUCGCUGGUUGAUGGACCGAUUCCUGGCAGACGGAGGACGAGUUCUUCAACAUCGUCUGUCCAACGCGACUGAAGCGUUCAGCUUUGCGGAGCGUAAUCAACUUGGCAAAGUGUCAGUGGUGGUAAAUUGCUCCGGGAGAAAUUUCGAUCGAGAUCCCAAAGUGAAGAUCAUCCGCGGCCAGACUGUGCUCGUCAGGCAACAAUCCCCGAAGACGAUUACUCGGCAGAACGCUGAUGGGAGUUGGACAUUCUUGGUCCCCCGACCUCAAGGUGGUGGCACAAUCGUGGGCGGAACGAAGGAGGUUAAUGAUUGGCACGACACCCCUCGGCCAGAGACAAGGGCCGAACUGCUUCGAAAGUCUGUCGAGAUGUUUCCCUACUUUGUCGACUCGAUCGAGAAAUUUGAGGUCAUGCGGGAUGUUGUUGGUCGCAGGCCGUGGCGGGAAGGUGGCUAUCGAAUCGAAACCGAGUCGUUUGGACCCGGCCAAGACGUCGUCCAUGGGUAUGGUGCUGGCGGUCGAGGCUAUGAGCUAAGUUGGGGUGCAGCUGAGAGAAUCCUUGUGCUGGUCAAGGAGUCUGUUGGUACAGGUGCCCGGUUAUGA